Ictalurus furcatus (blue catfish) is the source of this 3114-nucleotide messenger RNA. It is a transcript of the gene slc6a6b, whose product is annotated as solute carrier family 6 member 6b. Gene Ontology annotation, cellular component: plasma membrane. Bases 76 to 1980 code for a protein of 634 amino acids. The record is from RefSeq and is a predicted model, not a curated record. NCBI's taxonomy places the organism in Eukaryota, Metazoa, Chordata, Actinopteri, Siluriformes, Ictaluridae. The transcript is spliced from 15 exons. Gene Ontology annotation, molecular function: taurine:sodium symporter activity. Gene Ontology annotation, biological process: sodium ion transmembrane transport; neurotransmitter transport; taurine transmembrane transport.
AUGCACGUUUAGGCUUUGGCAGAAGUGGCAUUGUGACAGCGGACAGAGAACAGAAAACACCAUUCUCAUACAGUCAUGAAGGAGAUCAUGGCACAAAAAGAGAAGCUUCAGUGCCUGAAGGACUUCCAUAAGGACACUCUGAAGCCAUCCCCGGGGAAAAGUCCUGGCACCCGACCUGAGGAUGAGGCUGAGGGCAAACAUCCUCAGCGAGAGAAGUGGGCCAGCAAGCUUGAUUUUCUUCUGUCUGUGGCUGGAGGCUUUGUUGGGUUAGGAAACGUCUGGCGUUUCCCAUACCUUUGCUAUAAGAAUGGCGGAGGCGCAUUUCUCAUCCCAUACUUCAUUUUCCUGUUUGGUGGAGGCCUACCUGUGUUUUUCCUGGAGGUGGCUCUUGGCCAGUUCACCUCCCAGGGAGGAAUCACUUGUUGGGAAAAAAUCUGCCCUAUCUUUACUGGUAUCGGCUAUGCUUCCAUCGUGAUCGUUUCCCUGCUGAACAUCUACUACAUUGUGAUUUUGGCUUGGGGCUUGUAUUACCUGUUCCAGUCCUUCCAUCCUGACCUUCCCUGGGCCAGCUGCGAUAAUGCCUGGAACACAGAAAACUGUAUAGAGGACACACUCCGCAAGAACAUGAGUCUAGGGGGGUCUGCCCAUAACUUCACGUCACCUGUCACCGAGUUCUGGGAGCGCAACGUCCUCAGUAUUUCUGAUGGCAUUGAGAACAUGGGCUCUGUUAAAUGGGACCUGGCUUUAUGUCUCCUUGCUAUGUGGGUCAUCUGUUUCUUCUGCAUAUGGAAGGGUGUUAAGUCCACAGGAAAGGUUGUGUACAUCACGGCAACCUUCCCGUUUGUCAUGCUGGCUAUCCUCCUUAUCCGGGGUGUCACACUUCCUGGGGCAACUGAGGGCAUCAAAUUCUAUCUGUAUCCAAAUGUCACCCGUCUGCAGGAUCCUGAGGUUUGGAUUGAUGCAGGGACACAGAUUUUCUUUUCCUAUGCCAUUUGUCUGGGAGCGAUGACAUCACUGGGGAGCUACAACAAGUACAAAUACAACUGCUACAGGGACUGUUUGCUGCUGGGAGGCCUGAACAGCGCUACCAGUUUUGUGUCUGGCUUCGCAAUAUUUUCCAUCCUGGGCUUCAUGGCACAAGAGCAAGGGGUGGACAUUGCCGAUGUGGCAGAGUCAGGUCCUGGCUUGGCCUUCAUUGCUUACCCUAAAGCUGUGACGAUGAUGCCACUGCCUACAUUUUGGGCCAUUCUCUUCUUCAUCAUGCUUCUGCUACUAGGUCUCGACAGUCAGUUUGUUGAAGUGGAAGGACAGAUCACCUCACUGGUGGAUUUGUAUCCAUCCUUCCUACGGAAGGGUUACCGUCGAGAAAUCUUCAUAGCUAUAAUAUGCUUUAUCAGCUACCUGCUGGGACUUACCAUGGUCACUGAGGGUGGCAUGUAUGUGUUUCAACUCUUUGACUACUAUGCAGCCAGUGGUGUGUGCCUUUUGUGGGUUGCAUUCUUUGAAUGCAUUGCAGUAGCCUGGAUUUAUGGUGCUGAUAAUUUCUAUGAUGCAAUUGAGGACAUGAUUGGAUACAGACCAAAUCCUUGGAUGAAGUGGUGCUGGACUGCAAUCACACCUUUUCUUUGUGUGGGAUGCUUCAUUUUCUCUUUGGUCAAAUACAAGCCUCUGAAGUACAACAAAAUCUAUGAGUAUCCGGACUGGGCCGUUGGUUUGGGCUGGACCCUUGCUCUCACCUCCAUGAUUUGCAUCCCUAUGGUGGUUGUGAUCAAGAUCAUCCAGUCUGAAGGCCCUCUCAUUGAGAGGAUUAAAGCAGUGGCAGCUCCAGUGCGAGGCAGUACAAAUUCAUGUCCUCAGGAGUACCGACCCAAGGGCUCAGAAAUAGCACAUCCCCUUGACCCCAAUGGGAACAACGGCUCGAUCAAGCCCAGCCACACUAUUGUAGAAACCAUGAUGACACAGAAGCUGGUGAAGGAAUGAUGGUUUAUAGCUGCUAUAAUGUAAGUGAUGACAUGAACUAACUUGUUUUAUGGACAUUCCACAAUAUUAAAAGUAACUAUAAAUUGAUAAAUGUUCUUUAAAUAAUAAAGAAAUGCUCUGGUAUAAGUGGAAUAAAAAUAAAACAAUUCUGAAUGUUGGUAUUAGAAAGUAAUCCACUUUGGGGUGGUAACAGUAACUGUGUUAUCACAUCAACCCGUCAUUUAUUAUUGUCCGAUAACAGUCAUGCCGUAUUUCAUUCCCUACUCUGUAAAUGUUUUACAGAUACACCACCACCAUUUUCAUUCCCCAAUAAAGCAUUGUGAUAGUGUGAUCUCAGCAGCAUAUUGUACAUAACUGAUUCUCAAACACUAUAAUCUUCUGUUUCGUAGAAUAAGCAUCAUUGACUUGCAUCAAAUAAUCAAUAUACCAAUUAUUGUUGGCUUCUCUGUUUAGCAUUGAUUUAAGUGAUAUUUGAAGGGUUGGCUUUAAUGAUGUUUUCUCCUUGUAUGUAUAGUAACAGAUUUUCAUACUAUAUUUUUUCUGCAAUGACAAUACAUCUUUUUUAGGAUUACUAUUACAAAUACAUACAGUGUUUAAGAUAAAAUGUAGUAGAAAGUAUUUAUAAUUUGGCCAUUUGUGAGUGAAAUAAAUAAACAAAGAAAUAUAAUACUAAAGACACAAAUGAAGAUUUAGAUUGCAAUGAUCAAAGUUCAGAUUUUUACAUUUACUAUCUAUUAUUGACAUAAAACCCAUUAUUUAUAUACUGUUAUCCCAAGUCCAUUAACUAUGCACAACAAAUUUUAUUCUAUUUUUCAUAUGCCAAUUUUUAAAUAUCCUUAUAUUGAAUCACAUACCAUUGGAAAGGUUACUUCAUAAAACAAGAUGCUAUGUAGAAAUCUUUGAAGGGUAUAUAAAUACAUGCACUGUAUUUAUAUAUAAUUUAUUGAUUUAAUCAGUUAUUUUGUUCACUGUUUUAUUUUUGAUUUGUUGGUGCAAAUAUGAACAAUAUAUUUUCUCAGCCUUUUUAAGUUGUUUUCUUUCUUUUAGUAAUCCAUAAAUAUUAAACUAAAUAUUGCUAACAAAGUCUGACAAAUGAGUUGUAAUCACAAUAAAAAUAAAACAAACCAGAAAUCA